GAGAGAGCCGUCGGAGAAAACAAGAUUCCAGUCAGAGGAGGCUGCUCAACUUUGCUGAAGUUCGAAUUCGGACAGCGCUGGACAAGAGCUCCAGACAAUAAUCAUGGACCAUACAUGGGAGGAACUGGAUCAGCUGGCCGCUGGCUACAUUUCAGACACCAUGAGCUAUAUUCACACGGUGCAGGAGUUCUGCAUCAUACACUCAAUGUGGCUCCUACAUAGAAAGUCUGAGCUGAAGAGGAUGCAAGACGUCAUCAUGGACAGAGCGAAGAAGAUCAACCCCACAGCUAACCACUGCCUAAAUUCAGAGGACAAGAUGAAGGCCUUCGGGGAGUAUAUGUGCAGCAAGGUGACUGAGGUAACUGCAGAGGGAAGGACCCAGGAGCUGGAGGAGGAGCUGGGAUGCCUGCUCGAAGACACCUUGAAGGGGCUUAAGAAGCUGACCCCGUUCCUGGAGGCUGUGGAGAUGCUGGCGGUCACGUCGCUCUCCGUCUUCGAGGAGGAGAAUCCGGUGUGCCAGCUCCCUGAGGGGGUGAGCGCUGAUGCCGUUCGUUCAGUCAUCGCCGCCGCCAGGCGAGCCUGUCCGCUUUUGAUCCAUUUCCAGAGAGACAACAGCGAAUUCUUUCAGACCAGCCUGGUGAACAUGGACCUGCUGGCUUUCCAGCUGGACAAAUACUUGAGGGUUUCCCAGAAGUUGUAUGAGAUGCUCCAGGAAAGUUCAGGAAGUAUACCAUUUCAUGGAAUUAAUUAUAGGGCAGAGAAUGCCUCUGAGAAUGACCCAUGCCCCAUUUUGACCAACGAAGCCAUUCAGAACAUGUUUGACCAUUUGACUGAACUGAGGCGCAUCAGAUUAGACCAGCACUUCAGAAUGACCUACCUGUCCAGGGGAUCAGCACAGCAGUUCAUCGACCAGUUCAGCCAGAGCUUCUCCAAGAUGCAGCAGUUCCUGGAGGCUCUGGAGAAAGAAGCAGUGCAGCUGGACAGGAUGAAGAUGGGGGCCAGCAUCUUCCGCAUUUUGUGCAGUGUUCUGGGCUUUGUGGGAGGCAUUUUGUCCGUUGUGUCUGUUGUGUCCAUUGUGUUAUUGCUGAAUGUCGGCUCAUGCCUGGGGAUCGCCGGUGCCAUAAUCGGCAUAUUGAUAUGUUGCAUCGAAAUCGGUUUCAACUUUUGCCAUGGCAAAAAGAUAAAAAAAAUCUUUGAAAACUACUCUAAAGAUGUGAAGAUUAUGCUGGAGUGUCUGGAGAAAGCAGCCAGUCCCAUUAUACGCAGCACGGUGCCAGAUGUGCUGAAUGUUAUAGCUACUGUUCUGAAGGCCGCCAAAAUUACGUAUUCCCUGAUUAAAGUUAUAGAUAUCAUCGCGGAUGCUUCCACCCUCGGAGCCGAAGAGGUGGCCUCGAGUACAGUCAAGGUAGUGACUCAGGAGGUCAAAGCUGCCCGAAACAUCACCAACAUGGCAGCCAAUCUCACCGAUAUCAGGCAGUUGGCUAAGGGCACUCCCCCCGCACGAAGCACAUGUGACCUUGUGUUGAUCAUCGGCAGCAAUGUCUUCUGCAUGGGCAUGGACCUCUAUUUCAUCUACAAAGAAAUAAAGACCCUGGCCAAUGGGGACAAGAGCGAUGUGUCAAAGGUGAUCCGCAGGAGGGCCAGUCUGUUGAAGACCGAGCUGGAUGAAUGGGAGAAGAUCCAUGGCUCUCUGUGCACUGGGUUAUCGAGCUUCGAAACGAGUGAGGAGGUCCUACAGAGGCCAUUUUACACCUUGCAUGAAGAAUCCAGUUAGGCUGUAACAACUGCAACUGUUUUGACACCUGGGGCCUCAUUUUCAUAACAAUGUUACGAUCAAAUUGUAUCUUAAAUUGUGGCUUAUGCAGAAAACGAUGAGUGAGUAGUUAUUUCUGAAAUCCGACUUAGAGAUGAAUUCAUAAAUACAUCAAUGUAAAGUUUUUAUGAGAGGCAAGUUAAUUGCCAGGCGGCACGGAUGGUGCAGUGGGUAGCACUGCUGCCUCAGAGCAAGGAGGUCCUGGGUUUGAAUCCCCGUCAGCUGGGGCCUCUCUGUGUGGAGUUUGCAUGUUCUCCCCGUGUUUGUGUGGGCCCCCUCUGGGUACUCCGGUUUCCUCCCACAGUCUAAAGACAUGCAGGUUAGGCUGAUUGGAGAGUCUAAAUUGCCUGUAGGUAUGAGUGUGUGAGUGAAUGGUGUGUGUGCCCUGCGAUGGACUGGCGACCUGUCCAGGGUGUAUUCCUGCCUUUCGCCCAAUGUAUUCUGGGAUAGGCUCCAGCCCCCUUGUGAUGCUGUUCAGGAUAAGCGGGUUAGGAUAAUGAAUGAAUGAAUGAAUGAAUGAAUGAAGUUAAUUGCCUGCUGGUUUUACUGAGGUGCUGCAUAUUUGCUUUAAGAAUAGUAUUUUGGCAAUAGAAAAUGCAAUGUGGAGGAAAAUGCACAAGAUGGGGUAAAACACAUUCACAUUUGUAAUGUGGAAUUUAAUAUAUGUAAUAUGGAAAGAUUCGAUUUAGCCCUGUGCAUAUCAUGGAUAUUGACACGGCUGGAAUGCAAACUGACCAAUAGAGACAAUUAGUAAUGGGAACGUUCGUUCAUUUCGGAGAGCUGGAUCAUUUGGCUACGUUCGUUCAAAAGAUUUGUUCAUUCCCCUUUUACUAUUAAUUUAGUAUAAUGUGUAAACUCGCCUCACAGCAAGGAGGUCCUGGGUUCGAAUCCCCGUCGGCCGGGGCCUCUCUGUGCGGAGUUUGCAUGUGUCUGCGUGGGUUUCCUCCGGGUACUCCGGUUUCCUCCCACAGUCCAAAGACAUGCAGGUUAGGCUGAUUGGAGAGUCUAAAUUGCCCGUAGGUAUGAGUGUGUGAGUGAAUGGUGUGUGUGCCCUGCGAUGGACUGGCGACCUGUCCAGGGUGUAUUCCUGCCUUUCGCCCAAUGUAUGCUGGGAUAGGCUCCAGCCCCCCUGCGACCCUGUUCAGGAUAAGCGGGUUCAGAUAAUGGAUGGAUGGAUAAUGUGUAAACUGCCACCAAAGUGUAAUUUACACAAAUAUUUUUACUUUUUGGAUUGCACCCAGACAGUAAGUGAUUGGAUCUGGCCCAAAGUAAGUUGGUACGGGCACAGAUCCGGUCCGGCUACACUUCCUAUGUGGGCAGCUGG
Conger conger (European conger) is the source of this 3137-nucleotide messenger RNA. RefSeq lists its product as uncharacterized. Gene Ontology annotation, molecular function: lipid binding. Lineage: Eukaryota; Metazoa; Chordata; Actinopteri; Anguilliformes; Congridae. Gene Ontology annotation, biological process: lipid transport; lipoprotein metabolic process. The transcript has 6 exons. Gene Ontology annotation, cellular component: extracellular region; membrane. The record is from RefSeq and is a predicted model, not a curated record. The coding region runs from base 104 to 1774 and encodes 556 amino acids.